UGGCGAUAGAAAUCCUAAGCAGCUACACAGAGCAAGAAUGUUCCGUUUUGAGAGGCUUAUUGGACUUCUUUUUCUGACGCUGUAAUGUCGACGGGAUCGGUGGAACAAACCUGCCCCAGCGAUGAGGCAUCAAGUGCAAGUACCUGUAUGGGGAAAUGGAAGCUCCAGCACGUGAAGGGAGAUCUGUUCUCUUGCCCCGCGGACGAGUCCCUUGCCCACUGCAUCAGUGAGGACUGCCGGAUGGGAGCUGGCAUCGCCGUCCUCUUCAAGAAGAAGUUUGGAGGGGUGGAUGACCUUAAAGCCCAGAAGAAACUGACCGGAGAGUGUGCUGUGCUGAAGAGAUCUCAGCGAUUUGUUUACUAUCUGAUUACUAAGAAAAAGUACAACCACAAGCCCACCUAUGACAGCCUGCGAAAGAGUCUGCUUGCCAUGAAAGCUCACUGUCUGACAAAUGGAGUUACAAGAGUAUCUAUGCCAAGGAUUGGAUGUGGUUUGGAUCGACUCAGCUGGGACAAGGUGGUAGUGAUGAUUGAGGAGAUCUUCCAUGAUGCAGAUAUGUGUAUCACAGUUUUUACUCUCUGAGAAAAAUAUGCAACAGGGAGAUCCUAUGUGGUCAGGAAGCUCCUCUUGGUGUUGGGCUCAUUACCUUGCUUUUUUAUUACUGGCUGCAGUGUGCUACCUCAAAGAUGUGUUUAUUUGUGACCUUUCGUAAGGCAAUAAUCUUGCUGUAUUCAUAGGGGCAUGCCUGUGUUGAAGGUUCCAUAAAUGAAGGCAUGACUCAUCACUAAUGUUUUUUCCACAAUGAUGUUCUACUCUCCUGAGUUCAGUUCCUCAGUCCUCAUGUUUGGAGUAUUUUUGAAACUCAUGAAUUUAUUUCUGGAUAUAUAAUUCAACUUUUGUUAUAUUUGGGACUGUUAUGGGAGUCAAAUGACCACCUAAUGUAAACCCUCAUAUUGUAAAGUUGUUUAUAUUAAAAAGAUAUCAACCUUUAA
This is a messenger RNA of Alosa sapidissima (American shad), 992 nucleotides long. RefSeq names its product O-acyl-ADP-ribose deacylase 1 (gene oard1). Bases 85 to 582 code for a protein of 165 amino acids. The record is from RefSeq and is a predicted model, not a curated record. Gene Ontology annotation, biological process: peptidyl-glutamate ADP-deribosylation. The transcript is spliced from 6 exons. NCBI's taxonomy places the organism in Eukaryota, Metazoa, Chordata, Actinopteri, Clupeiformes, Clupeidae.